Messenger RNA from Dermochelys coriacea (leatherback sea turtle), 5292 nucleotides. RefSeq names its product leucine-rich repeat and fibronectin type III domain-containing protein 1-like protein. The transcript has 6 exons. The coding region runs from base 1686 to 3575 and encodes 629 amino acids. Gene Ontology annotation, molecular function: protein binding. Lineage: Eukaryota; Metazoa; Chordata; Testudines; Dermochelyidae. The record is from RefSeq and is a predicted model, not a curated record.
UAACUAUUAUAACUCUGGAAAGUCUAGUUUACCACAUAGACGUCUCAGCUAUCUUUGAACCUUGCUAAAUUCUUGGCCAGCAGGACAUCUUGACGGGAGAAGUGAGUUCCACAGGCUAGUCACACCUUGUGUGACAACAUAUUUCCCUCUUCUUAUCAGUUUCGAACUUGCCCCUUCCCAAUGCAACUGACUCUCCCCUUCUUCUGGACCCCUGAGAUACAGAGACUAGACGCUCCCGCUCUCCCUGCUCUAGACCAUUAGUUUUCAACCCGUGGUCCUGGGACCCCUGAGAGAGAUUUCCAAAGAGUCUGCACCUGGCACCUCCACUGGAAACGUGUUCGGAGUCUGCCAUUGAAGAAGGACGAACCCCGCUGCUCUAGACUGUUCCUUAUUUUAUAUACCACCAUGCGCAUCCGCUCAGUCCCGCGGAAACAACCCCCAUCUCCGGAGCCACUACGCCCCGGUCGCCUCCUCUCCCGCCUUCCCGCCUUCAGCGCCGCCCGGGCAGGGCGAGAGCAGCCGCAGCAGCCCCGCCCCUCCCCAUGAGCGGGCGGCAGCCAGGCCGCUACCGCGCGUGCUCGGCGCCUCCAGGCAUGAGGGCGCGCCCGCCUCUCCAGCCUCCCUGAGCCUGGCGGGCUGCGUCCCCAGCCGCCGCCGGUUCCGGGGCUCGCCGAGCAGGGGCUGCCGGGCACCGCACGGCGGCAGGAGCGGGGUCGGGGGCAGCCCGCGCGGGAUGGAGCCGCAGCCGCAGCCGCCGCCCCGCGCCGGGGUCCCGAGCCGGCCCUAGCCGCCCCCCCGGCUUUGCAGCAGCGGUGCCGGCUCCCCCGCCGAACCGGGAGACGCCACCUCAGGGACCGGCCCGACGCCGGGAAGGGGGUCCCGGAGACGGGCCGGCUCAGCCUGGGCUGGGGGCGCAUGGAAGAGCCCCCCUUUCCAGCCGGCUCCGCAGCUAGCCGCCCGCCGGACUGAGCCCCGGGGCACGUCCCGGAGACUCGGCCUGAGGCGCUGCCCCAGCCCUGCCUGCCCCGGGCGCAGUGACCGGGGGGCUCGGGGACGGUCGGGGGGAGUAGCGGCAUCGCUUGCAGGGGGCUGGGCGGAUUUACACCGUGCUCCGGAUUCCCUUUGGGGGAAACCUGGAUGUGAUUUGUUGUUCGUCCUACCGACCGGCGGGCGGCCGGAGAGAGACCAGCCUGCCGGGCUGAGCCGCUGGGCGCCCCCCACCCGAGGGGGUCCCUGGACAGCUGCGACUCGUGCUUGGCCGGGGGCAGAGAGCUGGGGAACCUGCCCACUCCGGAUCACUGCGGUGCCAGCGCCUCCACCUUUUCCACGGAUGGAUGGCCACCUCAGGGCCUGCAUGGUGCUGCAUUGUGAAUCUGAAUGGAGAAUGCAUUACUUCAAGGACUCCAUACUCAAAUGAACCACUAAUGAAAGAGCACUGGAGUCCUGAAAAGAAGCAGAGACUGGAACAAGUUUAAUAGCCAACUUGAAGGUCAAUUUAAAGCUUGGUGAUUACACUCAGUCAUGGUACCUACAGAUUGUCGAAUCCAUCAGUCAGCAAAACACAUCCCUAACAAAGUUACAAGGCUUUUUCUACUAGGAAACUGAGAUGCAGUGAAGCAUCAAACAAUGGAUUUGAGAGCUGACAGCAGGCCUGAGCCAAGGUGAGGUUUGCUAUCUUUCUUACAAUGGAAAGGCUAUCUAUCUAUCUAUUGGUUAUUAGCACUGCUGUGAAGGCUAUGAUGUGUCCAAAACGCUGUAUGUGUCAAAACCUGUCUCCAUCCUUCACCAUCCUCUGUACGAAGACUGGGCUUCUCUUUGUGCCCCCCAGCAUUGACAGGAGAACAGCAGAACUAAGAUUAAUGGAUAACUUCAUCACCACACUUAGAAGAAAGGAUUUUGCAAACAUGACAAACCUUAUUCACUUGACACUAUCAAGAAAUACAAUAAGUCAAAUCAUGCCUUAUGCAUUUUUUGAUCUUAAAGGCCUUCAUGCAUUACAUUUGGAUAGUAACAGACUGACUUGUAUCAAUGAGGAUCAUUUCAAAGGUUUAAUUAAUCUUCGCCACUUAAUACUCAGUAACAAUCAAUUGAACUAUAUUUCUCCUGGAUCUUUAGAUGACUUUAUUGAAACACUUGAGGACCUGGAUCUAUCAUAUAAUAAUCUUGUUAAUGUUCCUUGGGAUACAAUUGGAAAGCUUUCUAAUGUCAAUACAAUCAAUUUGGAUCACAACCUCAUUGAGUUUGUUCCAGAAGGAAUCUUCUCAAACCUUCACAAACUUGCUCGAUUAGACAUGACAUCCAACAAAUUGAAAAAAAUUCCCCCUGACCCCCUGUUCUCCAGAAUCCCUGUGUAUGCUAAAUCUAAAGGGUCUCCAUUGUCCUCUCUGGUACUUAGCUUUGGAGGGAAUCCUCUACACUGCAACUGUGAAUUAGUAUGGCUGAGACGCCUUACCAGAGAAGAUGAUCUAGAAACAUGUGCCUCACCACUGGAAUUGAUGGGCAAGUACUUUUGGUCCAUUAAAGAGGGGGAGUUUGUCUGUGAACCUCCAAUGAUAACACAUCGAACGCCAAAACUGGUGGUUAUGGAGGGACAGAAUGUCUCUUUGAAGUGUAAAGCGGUUGGUGACCCGGAUCCCUAUGUUCGCUGGAUCUCCCCCGAGGGGAAGUUAGUCUCCAAUACAUCUAGGACAAUUUCCUAUGAGAAUGGAACUUUGGAUAUUUUGACUACUACUUUGACAGAAAAAGGUACAUUUACUUGUAUAGCAUCAAAUGCUGCAGGAGAGUCUACGGCUCCUGUUGAACUUGUUGUUAAUCCUUAUCCUCAUCUUGCUAACAGUACCAACUGUGAGAAAGAUGCUGAGUCUGGGCCUUCAGACAUUCUUAUAUCUGCUAAGUCAAGUUUCCCUAAUGAAACUAAAGCUCAGCAAGAGAAGAAGGUUGUGGUUGCUGAGCUGACCUCAUCCUCUGCUCUCAUACAGUGGCCUUCCCAGCAUCAUAUUCCUGGAAUACGAAUGUACCAGAUUCAGUAUAACAGCUCUUCUGAUGAUAUACUAGUUUACAGGAUGAUCCCGGCCAUUAGCAAAUCCUUCUUCCUGACUGAUCUGGUUGCAGGACGUGAGUAUGACCUUUGUGUUCUCGCUGUUUAUGAUGAUGGAUUGACAUCUCUAACUGCAACCAAGGUGAUUGGGUGUGUGCAGUUCACUACACUGGAAGAAUAUAAGCAGUGCCGCUCUCUUCAUGCCCAGUUUCUUGGAGGAACCAUGAUCAUCAUUAUUGGUGGAAUAAUUGUGGCUUCUGUUCUUGUUUUCAUCUUCAUUCUUCUCAUGAAGUAUAAAGUCUACAACAAUCACCACAAAAAUAAAAAUACUAAAGUUAAUAAUGUCUGCUCUCAGACCAAUGGUAGUCAGAGUGGGUCAAUGGCUCAUUCUGCUUCCAAACUCACAGAGAGACGGGAAAGUUUGCAUCAGGAAUGCUCAGGAACUUCCAUCAAAGGCAAAACUGUUGUAGAUUUGGAUUGUGAAAGAGUGACUCUUACUGACACAACCUUUUUAACAAGUGAAGCGUUAUCUCAAUAACAAUGUGACAAAGCAGGUCACACCACAUGAGCCAAGGUGGUAUCGCUUAAAAUGUUUUAAUGCGAGUGGUUGUAUUUUAAGCUUCACUACUAUUGUCUAUUUUUAAGAUCAGAUGGUUUAAAAAAUAUUUUUUUAAUCUGUAAAACAGUUCCUGCAUUCUUAACUAUUUUUGUUUCAAUAUAUUAAAUAUAAAGUGUGUGAUUUACAAGAUUUUUUUUUACUGUUUCUUUUAUAGCUACACCUGUGAUAUUGAAUCAGAAGCAUAACUAUAUUAUGAUUAGUUUCAGAGUAGCAGCCGUGUUAGUCUGUAUUCGCAAAAAGAAAAGGAGGACUUGUGGCACAUUAGUCUCUAAGGUGCCACAAAUACUCCUUUUCUUUUUAUAUUAUGAUUAGGUUUCUUUAGUAAAAAUGCACUAUUAAUUCAUUCAGUUACUAACUGGCAGCAAGACCAACUCUCAGGAACCUCAAACUUCUCUGAUAGUAGAGUCAUUUACCAGUUCAACUACCGAGCUGUUAAUGAGCAAUGAAAUGUUAUAAAGAGUUCUCAGCUUGUUAAUCCUGAGACGUUCAUCAGUCUAUGUGCAUUGUAUACAUGUCAUCCACAAAAGAAAAAGCUAAAGGUUCCUCCGUGGCCUAAGCUUUGAGCAGGGGGUUGGACUAGAUGAUCUCCUGAGGUCCCUUCCAACUCUGAUAUUCUAUGAUUCUAUGGACAAAAUACUACUCCAAAUAAGGAAAAGGAAAUUGAAGGAUUUUGACAUCAUCUCACACUAUUCAUUGGUACGGAAUUGCUGUCAUGUAUUGUUUGCUUUGUAAAGGCUGGUAUUAUUCAAGACUGUGCCUUGAAGACCCUUCUCUUUCUUUUCAGUUAGAUUUACCUCACCUUAGACAGGGAGGAGCUCACACUUUUGUCCUUCCUAAUUUAAGUUUUCAGAAAGCUACUUACAUUAGAAAUGGUGUGUUGUGCAUGUGCACAUCUUUUGCUACACUGGAAACUGUGUCCUAGUCUCCCACUCUCAAAUUGUGUCAAGUGUCAACCAAGUUAAUCUCCCUCUUUUUGAUAUGUUUUUAGAGGGAGGACCCACAAGUUAAAGCUCCACUGCAUCUUCAGAUAACAUUGAUAACCAAUCUCUUAUUUCUGUAGUACUGCAUGAAGCGUAAUGUAAUUGGCCAAAGGAUUAACUAUGUAAAUGUUUAUGUGAAAUUCAUUUUAACAAUUCAUAUUUAAUAAUUAAAUCUUUUUGUUUAAAGGGGUACUGUCAGGUCAAAAUGAGUCCCCAAAUUAGGUUUUUGUAAUGACUUCCUACAAAACCUAAGAGCAAUCCAUGAGUUUAAAUAAAUGGUUGAAUUAAACACAGCAUUCCUCUGCAUUGUUCUAGCAUGUGAAUUUCAAGGCAAAAUUACUGGAAAAAAAGAAACCCUAUAUAAAUAAAACUGACUAGUCUCUUUUUUGUUGUCCGAAAUGAUGUGAAGGUAAGGAACAACAAGAAGGAAGGAAAUGACUUGAAAAGUAAUUGGUUCAUUUCCAAAACAAAACAGUUUAAAUCUUUAAGAGGAUUGCGUGAUAAUGUAAAAAUAAAAGGAAAUCCUUAUUCUAACAGUUUCUCUUUAAACAACCAGCAAUAUUUCUCUGGUUGAAUCUGAAAACAUGGGACAGGCAAAGAUAUACAUUGGACAGUUAAAAGCUGUAUUAUUAUUGCACAACAUUAAAGUAAUAUAU